This is a messenger RNA of Anguilla anguilla (European eel), 4833 nucleotides long. RefSeq names its product tripartite motif-containing protein 16-like protein. NCBI's taxonomy places the organism in Eukaryota, Metazoa, Chordata, Actinopteri, Anguilliformes, Anguillidae. The coding region runs from base 102 to 1874 and encodes 590 amino acids. Gene Ontology annotation, molecular function: protein binding; zinc ion binding. The record is from RefSeq and is a predicted model, not a curated record. The transcript is spliced from 6 exons.
GAUUGGACACUGACGCUUCACCAGCUCAGAGUGAGGCCUCAUUGGCCAGCUCUGGAUCCAUCCCUGUCCCCUUCUCCCUACCCUGCGGUCACGCCCUUGCCAUGUCCCAUCCAGAGGGGGCACUUGUGGAUGUGGAGAUACGAGAGGGGGGAGCCCGCUGCCAGCAUUGUCGCCGUGACGACCCGGGGCCCAAGUCUGAGCAGGGGGGGAGAGCCUGCCCUCACAGCACGGCAGAGAGGGACAGAAACCAGGGGCCCCCUGGGAUAAGGGGCCCGGAAGAGGAGCAGAAAACUCCGGAUCAGCAGGAGAAGCCAGGCCAGCCCGAGGAGGAGAGGCCCCAGGAAUCUGGGCCCCUGGGCCCCGAGGAGCUGAAGGAGGAGGCCCCAGGGCCCGAGGACGUUGCGUGCGACGCUUGCCUGGAGAGCACCCCCCACAAGGCCGUCAAGUCCUGCCUCACCUGCCUGGUGUCCUACUGCCAGACUCACCUGAGGCCUCACCUGGAGAACAGAAAGUUCCAGAACCACCGGCUGGUGGAACCGGUGCGGGACAUCGAGUGCCGCACCUGCGAGGGCCACAGCCGGCCCCUGGAGCUGUACUGCCCUGCUGAUGCCUGCUGUGUCUGCCAGGGGUGCGUGGAGGAGGGGCACCGGGGUCACAGUCUGAUACCCCUCACUGAGGCCCGCAGGGAGAUAGAGAAAGAGUUACAGCAGAAGGAAGAGGAAAUGAUGAAGAUGGUGACUGCUGCUGAGAAGGCCAUCAGCAAACUACAGACCAACACCAUCUCCAUCAAGGGCUCGGUGCUGGAGGCGCGAGCGGUGACGGAGCAGCAGUUCGCGGUGCUGCGGGCCGCGGUGGAGGGGGCGCAGCGCGAGGUGACGGAGGUCCUGGAGGCCGAGGAGAAGCGGGCGGUGCAGCGGGCGGACGGCGUCCGGGCGCACCUGGAGCAGAAGCUGGCCGAGGUGCGGCGGGCCCAGACCAGGGCGGAGAAGCUCUUCGGGAACAAGAACGACGUCGACUUCCUGCAGGUAUACUCUCAGUGGAGGAAGGAGGCAGUGGACGUCAGCCUGCCCGGGGUGUACAUUGGCCUGAUAGAUCGUCUCACUGUCUUCAGCCAUAUGGUCACUGAGUCCACCCAGGAGCUGUGUGGCCAACUGCUGCCUGCUUACAGGGACAAGCUGAAGGAUGCCUUCAAGGGUGAGAAACUGGGUGUGAAAAACAGAGCCGGCGUCGUCAGCCCGGGCCCAAAUGAGGAGCCAGAGCCAGAGACUCGAGAAGACUUCCUUAAAUACGCCGCCCUGCUGAGCUUCGACCCGGACACCGCGCACAGCUUCCUGCGGCUGACGGAGGGGAACAGGAAGGCCGCCAACACCGCGCCCUGGCAGCACGACUACCCGGACGGGCCGGGGCGCUUCGCGCACUGGCGCCAGGUCAUGGCCGCCGAGAGCUUCUGCCUGGGCCGCCACUACUUCGAGGUGGAGGCGGGCGGGGACGGCCUCCACGUGGGGGUCACCUACAAGAGCAUCGACCGCAAGAGCGGGGAGAGCAACGGCUGCAUCGCGGGCAACGACUUCUCCUGGUGCCUGCAGUGGAACGGGCGCGGCUUCUCCGCCUGGCACAGCGACAGUGAGACGCCCCUGAAGGGCGCCGGGGGGCGCGCGAGGAUCGGGGUCUACGUGGAUUACGACAGAGGGCUCCUGGCCUUCUAUGGAGUGGGCGCCUCCAUGACGCUCAUGCACAAGUAUCAGGCAGAGUUCCUGGAACCCCUGUACCCCGCUUUUUGGCUCUCCAAGAAGGAGAACUGGGUCCAGCUGGUCAGCCCCUGGGAUGACCCUUCCACCCCCUGCAUGUCCCCCUCCCAACCCCUAAAACCAUAGUCCCUUAUGCUGAGCCAUCAGACUGCGAAAGGACUUGAUUCACAGUAUGAUUCUGUAACACUCCUCGGUUAAGUAAAGCAAAUGUGACUAAUGAGUCAGAGUUACACAUGUGGCUGAACCAGACCUGGGUCAAAUACGGAUUUGUUUUGGAUUCAAAUACUGUUCUAUGCUUUACUCAUCUUGUCUGGUGUAUUGGAAGCAAUGAAAUUCUCUCAAAAAGUGCAAACCUUGCCUUCUGGUCAUAUUGGCAGGCUCAAUUACACCAGGCAUGGUCAAUAGAGCGCAGAAAAGUAUUUAAAUCACAAACAAAUACGUAUUUGACCCAGUUCUGGACUGAUUUGUUUUCCUGCCCUGCUCUGUGUUGAAGGAUGUGCUUCUCGUGAAAGCUGUGUGCACCUGCCAGUCCCAUUUCAGACAUUGUGUUACGGACAUUUACAUUUAUGUAUGUACCAGUACCUACUUUUCUAUUCUUCUUAGCAUUCAGAAGAAUGGUUUAGCAAUAUUUAAUGUGGUGAUAUUUUUAGUCCAUAACAAUUGACACACAUUGUACAUAUGGAGUUGAAUAAAACCAGAGUACAAUGAAUCAUCUUUCCCAUAUAAUCAUACUGUAGAAUGAUGUCCAAUUUGUAAGUUCCAUCUGGAAAAUUGAGAGUUGAGGAAUUAAGAAAAAAUAAUCCUUGUUUUAAUUCUUAUUAAACUUUUAUUUGAAUUGAGAAAUAUCAGGAAUACACAUUUCAUCAAGAGAAGAAACCUUUGCAUACAUUUUAAUAUAACUAUUAUUUCUGAAACCCACUUCAUUUUAAUGCAGAAUAUUUAAUUUUGAAACAUACAGUUUCCAUUUAAAAAAUUAGUCAGUGCUCUUAUUCUGUAACAGCUAACUCUGCAAGCAAAACACUCAGUGAAGAAAUCAUUCUAAAUUUUAAGACAAGUGCUGUUCUCUAGGGAAAAGUUCAGUAAGGGUUUCACACAUGAUCUUAACUCAUUCAUUGAAAAAAGGAAAGAGCUUUUAGAAAUCUUGACAUGUUUUCAGGCCUGAUUGAAUCCCAGUAAAGUGAUGCUCAGGUGAAGAUUUUUUGUGGUGAAGAUGACAUCAUAUUCUUGUUUACCUCAGAAUUGUACCUCGGCUACCCAAUCAGGCGUUGAAGUCGGUCUCAUCAUAGGCGGGGUUGACAAAGUGGACCCCCAAGUCUGUCACAGUGAUGGUGUUCAGGCUGUCUGUCCCAUACAGUCCGCCCGAGCCAGGCAUCUGAGAGGGCUUGUUGAACAUGGGGUUGUCGAAACCGUGAUCUAUGGGCCCCCCCAACUCCCCAAUCUCGCUGUUCUUCCUCCAGCUGGGCAGCGAGGGGAGGGCUGGCACGUGGAUGACCCCACGGUGGAACAGGAAGGCCAGGACGAGCAAGGCCGCCACCAAAGCCAGGACUCCCAGGACAGCACCCGCCACAACUCCUGCCCCGCCGCCCGUGCCACUGUUGCCUGAGGAUGCCUGGAACUCUGCUCCCUCGAUGCCCAAGUGUGCCCCCUCGGACUCGAUGUCCUUCAUGAUGUCACGGGCCAGGUCUUCCGCCACCACCCCAGGCCCCGUCCCUUCCUCUUUGUCCAGGAGCACCACCUGGAUCUCUGUCGCUGCCUCGCGGGGGAUCACUCCCAGCAGCCACUGAGGCACGGUAACCUUGGAUACGCCCAUAUGAACGGCCUGGUACUGAGGGCGGCUGAAAAAGAGAUGCUGUAGCCGCUGGCGGUAGGACUCCAGGUCAAAGCUGCCGGAGAUCUUCAAGUGGAGGAUAGCGCCACACACGUCACAGCAGUGCCCUGCGGGACGCAGGGCCUUCUGGCAGUCCAGUCGGGAGCAGGUCACGCCCGCGCAGAUCCUCUCGUGGUGCACCGAAUUGCCGCAGACGCAGCCGGAGCUGUCGUCGCAUGCGGGGCUCCCGACGACGGGGGCGCUGUCUCCGUGGAACUGAAGCCGGCCAGAGCGUGAUGUCAGGUACCGGGAGAACUCGCCGUUGUCGCUAAACCUUCGCCCCAGCACGGACAGGCUCUUCACCGGGACGUUCUGCUGCCCAGCCGUAGUGUCCACGCGGAAGGAGGCGUCCGGCCGGAACACCACGUCGUCGUGGCGGCAGGGCACGCUCUCCUCGUGCACUGAGAACAAGAACCGGCCCUUUUCCAGGUCUUCCGAGGUGGAGGCCGACCGCCACAGCUUGGGAUCAAACCACUGCGCCGUCUCGGAGUCCUGGAACUGGACCGUGACGCCUGUGCCACAGCUGGCGUCCUGUCCGCCGUCCACCGCGAAGCCAGCCCCCGUCGCCAGUAUGAACUCCCCGUUCACCGGCAGCCUCAUCUCCCGGAUGGAGUGCACCUCCCGCACGUACACGGACACCUCCCUGUGGGCCAGAAACUGGACCCUGUCGCUACCACAGGGCACCGUGCCCUUGUCCCAGUUGCUCCCAUUCUCAAAGUUGGUGUCGGGGACCCACUGUUUGUAGAGGCAGCUAGCCGACCCGGGGAAGCCAAGGAAGAGGCAGAGGGAGAGGAGGACAGCCAGCGGAGGAGACAUCCUGAGGGUUUGUGAUAGAAGUGAGAAGCAGGGCUGACCUUCGCUCCGGCUCUGACCGUGUGAAUGUCACAUGAGGAGGAAGAGGGAUGAGCUUCGGUUGCCUUUACUGGGAAAAGCAGUCAAACAUUGACUACAUCGAGACAACUGUGAGGGCAAGACGGACUUGAAACCAGCCAGGGUUUUACAUGUAUGACAAAAAAUUAUUGAAUGAACAGUGCGGUUUGAAUGCACUUACGCACACUGAAACAUUCAGAAUUAUUUGAAUGCACUUUUGCACUUAGUGUUUUAAGUCGCUCUGGACAAAUGCAGACAAAAAUGGAUGUCAUGUCAUGUAAUGUGAAGUUGCAUUUAAGUGCAUGUGUGAUAACUGAUGCUAUGCAUAAAAUAUUUUUUAAAAUGUAA